CUUCCACUGCUGAGAAGUUCGGAGAUGUGUAUAAGGUCGAUAAAGUUUCCUGCGGGUUGUUUAUAAAAAAAACUCGCCAUCAUGUAGGCAACUUACGCUUCAGUAAGACGGGUUUGCAAACUGUUUUUAUUUGUCAUUAGGUGGUCAUCGAGUCCUUAUAUAGUCUCAUUAUAUGGCAGAAUCCGACACGGUGCUUGGAUUUAAUAGGCCUAAGUUUCGUUUUGUUUUACUUUCAUUUCAGCGCAGCAUUUUAUUCGAUACAAUCUGCGUUAGUUUUCAGCAUAAAUGUGAUGAAGAAGAUGCUUGCUCUUUUGGUAGGAUGUUUCUACCUAUUUCGAAUGCAUGGUGUGUCUAGUGAUGAUACAGACAAAGUGUCAGUGCUGGAGGGAGAUUCAGUCAUUCUACACACUGAUGUUGACAGAAAACAAGAAGACAGAAUUACAUGGUAUUUUAAUAACAUCCGUAUAGCUCAAAUCAACGGAGAUCAGAGUAAGAUUUGUACAGAUGUUCAGUGUCCUCAGAGAUUCAGAGACAAACUGAAUCUGACAGACAGAUCUCUUAUGAUCAUAAACAUCAACACCUCAGAUGCUGGAGUUUAUAAACUACAGAUCGCCAGCCGUAACAUCGAAAAGACCUUUAGUAUUACUGUCCGUGAUGUUUCUGCUGCUGAACGAGAUCAAAUGAACAGAAAGUCAGUGAAGGAGGGAGAAUCUGUCACUUUAAAUCCUGGUGUAAUAAAAACAAAUGAUUUGAUCACAUGGUAUUUUAAUGACACUCGUAUUGCUGAAAUCAAGGCUGUAAAUACCAGUACAAAUGUUCAUUCUGUUGCUGAUGAGACAUUCAGAGAUGGACUAAAGCUGAAUCAUCAGACUGGAUCUCUGAUCAUCACAAACACCAGAACCACAGACUCUGGACUCUAUAAACUACAGAUCAGCAGCAGCAGAUUCAGCAUCAUUAGGAGUAUCAAUGUUACUGUCACUGAAUUAGCAAGAGAACAUUUUUGUGCUCUUGUUCUUGUUCUUCUUCUGUUUGCUGUUGCUGCUGCUGCAAUUACCAAGUGCCAGAAAGGGAAAUAAAUAGCUUCCUAAUCAGACUGACACAUUUUUGGAGAAGCCUCCUAAGCAGACUGAUGCUGCCAGUGAGAUGUCAGUGUAACAUACUUUUUUUUUUUUUUCUCCAAAGGAAACAUUGGAGGAUUCCUAUUCACAGACACAGUGUCAUAAGAUUUCAGUAGAGAUUUUAGUAGUUGGUACUAAUAAUAGUGUUUUACCUUGGCAUCUUGACGACACUACCUACACACUACUUGCAUGACACUGCAGCAUUACUUUAAACCAGGGGUGGCCAAACUUGGUCCUGGAGGGCCGGUGUCCUGCAGAGUUUAACUCCAACUUGCCUCAAAACACCUGCCAGAACGUUUCUAGUAUGCCUAGCUGGUUUAGGUGUAUCUAAUUGGAGUUAGAGCUAAACUCGUCUGGGCCGAGUUUGGGCACCCCUGCUUUAAAGUGAAGUUUACAGCAGAAAUCCUUGAGAACUGAAAUAUUUCACUGUCCACAUUGUGUUUUUAUUUAUUUGCUAAACAAAGCUUUGUGGUUAAAGGCAGAAUGUUCGAAUCCUGCAGCAGUAAUCCAUGAAGUGUCACCAUUAGAUUCUGAAACUCAGGAACUGAACCAUGAAAUGCCUGACAUUAGUGCUGGAUAUAUGUAUUUACAUCAUAAUACUGUAAAAAAAAAAUUCCUGUAGAAAUUACAGUAAGUUACUGGCAAUUUUUUUUUUUUUUUUUUUUUACUAUAUUUUACUUGUAAAAUGUACAGUAAUUUGAUGGUCUUUUCUCCAGUAAUAUAUUGCAAUACAAGAAAAAAAUAAAAAUAAAAACAAGCAACGACCACUGUGUAACUUUUAAUGUUUUUAAUUUUUUAAUUGUUACCCUUGCAAUAACAUUAAAAAAUUCAGAUUCAAUUAAGACUGAAACAAAACAUUAUUACAAACUAUAUAUAUUACAGCACAUACCAUUUUAACACUUACAGCUAGAAAAUUCUUAAUUUCUUCUAAGCACAAAAUGAUAUGAUAACAGUGAACAGCAAUGACAGUGAAGCUUCAAGUAAAACUCAAACUUUUGUUACACAUAAGAAGCAUUUUUCAAAACUUUUACACAUCUCAUUUGAAGAUUUAAGUGAAUCACUGCCCACUCACUAUACCACUGUGUAAGGAGGACUUCUGGGAUUUCCUAAAUUGAACUUUCAACUUUUUCAAACAUUGUUUUUCCCAAACCUGCAGUAACAUUAAUACGUAAAUAUUGGAAUAUUACAGCAAUUUAAAAAAAAAACUUCUCAAGCAUGUUUGAAAUUCUGUUUACCACGUUUGAUGUACUGUACGUAUUUGGAUGAUCAGUGUUUGUAUGUGAAUAA
This is a messenger RNA of Labeo rohita (rohu), 2405 nucleotides long. RefSeq lists its product as uncharacterized. The record is from RefSeq and is a predicted model, not a curated record. The transcript has 5 exons. Lineage: Eukaryota; Metazoa; Chordata; Actinopteri; Cypriniformes; Cyprinidae. Bases 291 to 1076 code for a protein of 261 amino acids.